UCACGGGACAGUGAACACAUGUACUGUUGUAUCGAGCAAGGAAAGCGAGUUAGCGAGGACGGAUCUAGGACAUUCACAUUAAUCAUUUAAAUAUAUUAUUUUAUUACAAACCGACUUCAUUAUAUUUGGCGACGAGGAUUAUUUUCAAGAAAUAUGGCAACGAAACUUACGCAUUUGGCACCACCGCCUGCUUUUGAUGCCGAAAGUGACAAGUCGUCCUUAGCUCAACGAUGGAAAGACUGGCGUGAAAGAUUUGACAUGUACUUGCUUGCAGCAAAUAUAACGGAUGCCAAACAAAAGCGUGCUCUCCUACUCUACGUUGCUGGUCCCGCAGUUCAUAAGAUUAUCAACACGUUAACCGAUACUGGCACAGAUUAUAAAACAGCUGUGGAGAAACUCGAUAGUUAUUUUCAACCGCAGAAAAAUUUAAUUUACGAAAGAUAUGUAUUCAAACAGACCCGACCUAGCCCUGACGAAUCGGUUGAUCAUUUCAUUACACGUCUUCGACAGCUAGCGGAUACAUGUGAGUUUGCGAGUGUAGAAGAUGAAAUUCGACAUCAUUUUGUAAUCACUUGGCCGUCAAAGGUAUUUCGUGCGAAAUUACUUCGUGAGCCGACACUCACUCUCGAAAAGCUACAAGAACUAGCCCGGGCACAGGAAACUGCUAAUCGUCAUGCCAGUGUCAUGGCCGACGAAGAAUAUACCAAACUGAAUCGACUUACAACCAGUCGUUCUCGAAGUGGCGACCAGAACGAGUCAUUUCAACAAGAAAGCAAAACAGCGAAUAUAUCCGGAAAAUAUACUGGUAACUGUUUUAACUGUGGUAGCAACUAUUUUCCAGGUCACAAACAAGUUUGCCCAGCACAAGGAAAGUCAUGUCGUUCGUGUGGAAAGCUCAACCAUUUUGCCAAAGUUUGCCGCAGUUCCCCAAUGCGAAAGCCAGAAUUUCGUGCACAAAAUAGGGAAAAAUCGAAUGAAAUCGACAACUCUAUUAAAGCAAUCAUAACAACGCCAAGAGAAACCGGAACCGGAAGUUCGGCGAAUGACGACAGCGACGAAUACACCUUCACCUUGACCCAAGGUCAAUCCAAGUUCAGCCCAACGAAGGUAACCAAAACAAACAAGGGUGUUUUCGUGACGGCGAAAAUAAACGAAACGGAUAUAAGGUUAGUUUUUGACUCUGGUGCAACAACAAAUAUUUUAGAUUCUGCAAGUUUUGAACGUAUUCAAAAGAACACUGCGAAACUCCAACUAGAACCUACGUCAAUCAAAAUAUACCCAUACAACUCUACAGUUCCUCGACCCACUACCGGCAAGUUUGAAGUUCAAUUUUAUAAUGGUACAAAAACUACAUCUGCAACAUUUCAUGUUGUUGAAGGAAAUUCUGGGUCAUUGUUGGGAUAUGAGACGCAACAGAACUGGGACUUUUGCAUGUUAAUGUCAACCAAACAACAACCAUGCCUAGUUCUACAUCAAGCAACACAUCUGAUCUGGUCGCAAAGUUUCAGCACCUAUUUACUGGCAUUGGUAAACUGAAAAAUUAAAAACAAAAGCUACAUCUUGACCCUAGUAUACAACCAGUUGCCCAAAAACCUCGGCGAGUACCAUUUCACUUACGUAAGCAAGUAUCUGCCCGAAUUGAAGAAUUGGAAGCACUCGAUAUCAUAGAACGUGCAUCAGGUCCAACAUCGUGGGUAUCGCCUGUGGUCGCAGCACCUAAACCCCACGACCCAUCUGAAGUUAGAGUAUGUGGUGAUUAUCGACAACCCAACCGAGCCAUAAUUCGAGAACGGCACCCUAUUCCCACCGUGGAAGAGCUCAUGGAGGACAUGACUGGUGCCUGUGUCUUUUCAGAAUUAGAUCUUCGCGCUGGCUACCAUCAAAUUGAAUUGGAAGAAGAAUCGAGAUCUGUUACCACCUUUUGCACACAUGAAGGCUUACUACCCUUCUGUAUCUCCUCUGCGUCUGAAGUUUUUCAGAAUGUCCUGCAACAGUCACUUCAAAGUCUUCAUGGCGUUCGUAACAUAGCGGAUGACCUCAUAGUUUGGGGAAAAUCCCAGGAAGAACAUGAUCGCAAUCUUGAAGUUUGUUCCAGCGCCUAGAUGCCAAGGGCCUCGCAUUGAAUGGUGAUAAAUGUGAAUACAACCAAGUUUAUGGUUUUAUGGUUACAGUUUGUCCAAAGAUGGUCUAUCUGCUGAUCCCAAGAAAGUUGAGGCCAUAGUCAAAACGACAACUCCACAGAAUGUUGCUCAGCUCCAAAGUUUCCUUGGUCUAGCUAACUACUGCGCUCGUUUUAUCAAGGAUUUUGCCACUCUUUCAGCACCUCUGAACGAACUGACCAAGAAGUCAACAAAAUGGCAAUGGACUGUCAUCCACCAACAAGCUUUUCAGAAAAUUAAGACUGCAAUUGCAGAGGAUUGCAGCAUGGCUUUCUAUGAUCCUGCCAAAGAAACAACCCUGACUGUUGAUGCAAGUCCUGUCGGUCUUGAGGUCAUACUGUCUCAGAUACAAAAGGAUGGUACCAUACGCAACAUUUCAUAUGCAAGUCGCACCCUUACCCCCACUGAACGCCGCUACUCGCAGACAGAAAAAGAAGUCCUUGCAGUGGUAUGGGGCUGUGAACGCUUCCAUUUGUAUCUUGUAGGUAACGAAUUUACCCUCCAAACUGACCAUAAGCCACUUGAACUGAUUUAUAGCCCUAAAUCCAAACCACCACCAUGCAUUGAGAGAUGGCUUCUCCGAAUGCAGCAGUACCUGUACCAAGUGCAAUACCGACCAGGAUCGUCAAACCCUGCUGAUGGGUUAUCCCGUAAACCAACAGAAACCUGUGAAUGGUCUGCUAACACUGCGGACAAGUAUAUCAACUUUAUUGAGAGCCAUGCUGUCCCCAAAUCAAUGGCUCUAGAGGAGAUUGCUGCUGAGACAAGCACUGAUUCUGAGUUACAAGCUGUGAUCAAAGCAGUGCAGACAGGACACUGGUAUGAAAAAAAAUGAUCCAAACUGCAGGUAUGUUACAGCUUAUCAUAAAUUAAAGGACGAACUGUCUAUUACUAACAAUGGUAUACUUUUACGUGACACUCGAAUUAUUAUUCCAAAGUCUCUUCAGAGUAGAACUUUGCCCAUUGGUCAUGAAGAGCACCAAGGUAUAGCAAAAACUAAAGCACUAUUACGCACUAAAGUGUGGUGGCCUGGUCUAGAUACUGCUGUAGAAAGUCUUGUAAAAUCAUGUUUACCUUGCCAGUCAGCAACUAUCCAAGUACCACAGCCAAAGUCUCCGUUAAUCAUGACUGAUAUGCCAUCCAAACCAUGGAGCGUAGUAUACGCUGAUUUUUGUGGUCCAUUUCCCACUGGAGAAACUGUUCUGGUCGUUAUUGACGGUUACUCUCGUUAUGUGGAGGUAGAAAUAAUGAAAAGUACGACCACUACAGCAAUUGUUUCGCGUCUCAAAAAAAUAUUCGCCAGACACGGUUACCCAGAUGAAUUGACAAGCGACAAUGGGCCCCCAUUUAACGCUGCAGAUUUUGAUGCUUUUCUAAAUCAAAAUGGUGUUCGCCACAGGAAAAUCACCCCCUACUGGCCGCAAGCUAAUGCCGAAGCGGAGCGUUUCAUGUGCACAUUAGAAAAAGCUGCACGAGCCGCCCAUAUCGAAGGAAGAAGAUGGCAAGACGAGUUAGAUACUUUUCUUUUGAAUUACAGGUCAACGCCGCAUUGCACAACUGGUAUCAGCCCGGCAGAGCUUCUAUUCAAUCGAAAAAUUCGGAAUAAACUGCCAAGUGUGGACCGGUUAGACCCCAUGCCCUCAGACGUCGAAGACAGCCAUGAAAAAGCUAUCAACAACGACUCUAAGAGAAAGGAGAAGAUGAAGAAAUAUGCGGACAAACGGAAUCAUGCAAAGAACAUUAAUCUUCAAAUAAGAGAGUAUGCCUUAGUCCGACAGCAAAAGAAAAAUAAGAUAUCUACACCAUUUGGUAAAACGCCAUACAGAGUAGCAGAAAUAAAAGGGACAAUGAUCAUUGCGACUAGCGAAGAUAGCGGCAACAUUACCCGAAAUGUUUCAGUGUUUAAACAAAUCCCAAACCCAAACCUUGAACCACAAGAUCAAAUUAUCGAGGAUUUUCAUGGUGAUAUGCCUAACACGGAAUUGACGCGCAGAUAUCCAACUCGGAACAGAAGAAGUCCAGAAUUUUAUAAUAGUUCACAGACAUAG
Molecule: messenger RNA, 4207 nt
Organism: Paramuricea clavata
Lineage: Eukaryota; Metazoa; Cnidaria; Anthozoa; Malacalcyonacea; Plexauridae
Source: the annotation of a GenBank genome assembly